Volvox carteri f. nagariensis is the source of this 8172-nucleotide messenger RNA. RefSeq lists its product as uncharacterized. The coding region runs from base 1 to 8172 and encodes 2723 amino acids. The transcript has 34 exons. NCBI's taxonomy places the organism in Eukaryota, Viridiplantae, Chlorophyta, Chlorophyceae, Chlamydomonadales, Volvocaceae. Gene Ontology annotation, molecular function: protein binding; monoatomic ion channel activity. The record is from RefSeq and is a predicted model, not a curated record. Gene Ontology annotation, cellular component: membrane. Gene Ontology annotation, biological process: monoatomic ion transport; transmembrane transport.
AUGAUUGGCCAGAAGAUAGCCUUGCCAAUGCACGUCCACCUAGAGGUUGUACACCCAUCGGCAGACGACGACCCGGGACCUCGUCGUCCCGGGCCGGCAACCAAACUGAGCUGGACAACAGUCCUACGCAAGGUCUCCUCUGCAGCAAAUGAUAUGGGAGCGGGAGAUACUGGGGACAGCCCCAAGGUCGCUGCCACGCAUCCCAUCAGCCGCCCGUCAUCGAAUGGGCCAACAAGUUUCCGCCAAGUCACGCGGACGGGCAGCAACGUGGGAAUACUUGGGCUGUCGGGAACCAACAGCCUGGGGCCGAAGGAAGGUGCAAGCGCUAGCGGUGCACUUGGGGGCCGCUCCCACAGCGUCCUUCAUGCUGGCCUGCUGGCUCCGGGGCAGGGGAAUGGUACGACAGCUGAUGUCGUCACUGCCGUCAAGGAUUUGCAGCUUCGGAAGCGCAGCAUUAUGUUCCAGCAAACCGCCAGCCAGACGGGCCCCAGUCUACAGACACGCACGGGUUGUUUAUCGACCUACUUCUUCGCGCCUAACCCAACACCGGGCAAGCUGUGGGCGUUGGCGUAUACCUCAAAUGCUAAGCGUGUGGAUAAAGAGGACAUAGCCUUUUUAGUGCAGGUUGAUGGCUUCCGCAUCCCAUGCAUUCGCACCUCAGUCACGUUGUUUUGUGCGCUCACAAUGGCCGACACUGCAACGAUAAGCGACAUUGCCUGCACGUUUCACGCCCUCGAACAGGGUGUAUGCUUUUCUCCCGACGGUGCAUACGUCAUGCGCUGGGGGUAUGGCACGGAUGUGAAGCUGCUGUCGGCGGACGACGGGGUGUUAGUAGUGACGAUUACGGGGCCUACUCCAGGUGCUGUGCGCUACGCCACAUUCAAUUCCGAUGGAAGCAAAGUGGCGGUUGCCACUGAAGACUGCAAGGUCUGUGUAUGGUUGACCGCCAACAAGCAUCUCGUAAACAUGCUCGACGUCGGCGCGGAGCCGCUGGCGCACAUUGUGUUUAGCCGUGAUGGCAGGCAUUUAUUGUCCUGCGACGACGAGGGGCAGCUGGAGCUCUGGGACGUCACCGAAGCGAGGAUGUUGCGGAGGUACGACACUGGUCAUAUCAGCAAGAAGUGCGGCUUCAGUGCCAACGGCGAUUCGGUGAUGUCGUGUGCGGGCGACGACUGCGGGCUUGUUAUGUUGAGCACGCGCACGGGCGGCGUCCAGACGACGCAGUUGUAUGAGGAGGUGGCCGAGUGUCGUAACCGCGCCUGCUACGUCAUCAGUCCGGACGGCACAAAGGUCUUGUUGUUCAUCCAGGAACAGGUUUACGGCAUUAACUUGGUGGUGUACCACACGGAGACGGACGUGCACAUACCAAUGGUGGUAUGCAAUGGAGCCGUAACGCAUGCGGACUUCAGCAAUGAUUCAUCUCUCUUUAUAACUGCUGGUCGAGAUGACCUCAUACACGUGUGGGAGAGCGAAACGGGAAUGCUCCGUACGACUCUUCAGGGCCAUGCCAGUGACGUGAUGUUUUGUAAGAUUUCUGACGACGGCGAGGUUGCAGUCAGCGGCGACAGCGAGGGCACGGUGCUGGUCUGGACCCUGUCAGACAGCGCGUGUGUCAUGCGGCUCCAGGCACAUUCCAGCCCCAUUGCUUACGUGGACGUGAACGCGGACGGCACGCGCGCGCUGACUGUGGACACCGAGGGCCAUGCGUUGUUGUGGUUCCUCGAUGCGGCCCGUGCCUUUGAGGUCCUGCGGCAGCACUCGGACUUGGUGUGCUGCGUGGCGCCCUCGCCGGACGGAAGCAGCCUAGUCGUGGGAUACAAGGACGGCUGCCUGCGGUGUUGGAACGUGUGCGAUGGGCCCGGGCUUGUGGCGUCGGUCACGUGGACCCACUCCAAGCAGGAUUCCCCCGUGGAGCAGCUGGUCAUGCGGCCCGACGGCGCACAAGUGGCAUCGGCGGGGCGAGACGGCAUGGUGGUGGUCACCGAUAUGCGGCGGGGCCUCGUGGUGGCGGCGCUGAACGCGCACACCGACUUCGUCACUGGGCUGCUGUUCAGCGAGCGGAGCGAUCUACUGGUCACCGCCAGCCGUGUUGGAGAGGUGUUCGUUUGGAACGCCAAGGCGUACGGCUUGGUGCCACUUCGGCAGCUAGAGGUCCCAGAGUUGACGGAGGUCGCAUCGCUGGCCAUAAGCCCGAACCAGGCCUUUUUGGCAGCGGCGACGGCGGGCGGCUCCGUGCAUGUAUGGAGCUUGAACAGCUUCGUGUUGCAGUCCGAUGUCAAGGUGACGGACCUGCCGGCGACGCGGCUUACCUUCAACGCGGACGCUUCCGUGCUGGCUGUGGGCUCGGCGGACGGCAGCGUGACUCUCAUCGACCCCCUAACAGGCACCAGGGCGGCAUAUUACAAGGGCAACGCAUCAAGCAUCAAUGACGUGGCUUUCCUGCUGAAGCCGGAGCACAUCCUGCUGAGCGUGUGCGGCAGGCAGGCUAUCAAGUGGGACUGCCAUAGGAGCACCAUUCACCACGUGACGGACUUCAUCGCUGAUAACAGCCGCAUCUUCUCCUCCGAAUCUAUAGGAUCGCUUCCUAACCGCGCCUGCGUCGCACACGACGCUGUCGUGCUGUACGAUCCUAUCAACCACGCUGCCAUGUACGACAUGGUCCCGCGCCCGCCUGAACAGCAUCCUGGCAACAGCUACUUGUUCCGGCACGGCACGGCGCUGACGUCCGGCACUAACGGCCACCCGAUGGUGCUCUUCUGCGCCCCCGACACGACCGUCCACAUGCUGAGCGACGAGACCAGCGGAACGCGCUGCCUUGAUUUUUCCUCCGACGGGCGCCUCCUGGUGAGCGGCACGCUCCGUGGCGAGCUCGUGGUGUGGGAUGUAGUGCACCAGCAACAGAUGCACAAGUGGGUGGCGCACAAGCGCUACGCCAUCACGUGCGUCCGCUUCACACAUGAUGCAACGGCGGUGUACAGCUGCGCGGAAGACUGCAAGGUUAUCAUGUGGGACUGGCGGCGACAGACGAAACUGGCGGUGCUUGUGGGUCACCAAGCGCCCGUUCAGGCCGUGGAGAUGAGCGUGGAUGGCAACCAGAUGGCUAGUGGCGACAAGGAUGGCUUCAUCUUCAUCUGGGACACAGUCACACAUUCGCCCAAGCAGGUUAUACCCGCCCACGACGGCUCGGUGCUGUGCUGCAGCCUUAGCCCUUGCGGAACCAUGGUGGCUUCCACGGGGGCAGACGAGCACAUCGUUAUCCUAGACGUGCACGAGGGCCGUCAGUUGGCUUCCCUGGACGACGCCAUGGAUGGCAAGGGUCUCACAAUCAAGUUCAGCUUUGAUGGCACACGUCUACUGGUCGGCGGUGAGAAGGGCGGUGUCCUUAUCUGGGAUGUCGCCCGAAAUUGCCUGCUGUACGACAUUCCCGCCCACGACGGCAAGGUGUUUGACUGCGGCUGGUCUGGCGACUCGCGGCGGCUGCUCUCUGUGGGCUCUGACGGUCGGGCAAGGCUCUGGGACGCGGCGGCAGGCAGCGAGCUUUGCCAGGCGAACUUCGAGCGCGUGAUGGGCGCCGUGGAGUCGGGUGGCUUCGUGCACUGCGAUCUGUCAGCGACAGGGAGUCGCAUGGCGGGGUGCACAGCCAAGGGCCAACUCAUCGACUGGGACGUGGGUGCGGAGCUGCGCUGCGUGCCCGAAGGCUCCAUGCUCUACCAGCGGCUUAGUGCUCUCAGCGUCGGGCGCUCUAGGGAGGUUUACGCACGACUGCUGCGGCAGUUCCCACUGCUGCCUAACACACAGGACUCGCGCGGCUGGACCAUCCUCAUGCACGCCGUUGCCAACUCCAACCCCGAGAUUACCAAGCUCAUCAUCGGCAGCGUCCCGUCUGGAUCCGGCAAACUGGGCCUUACGGCGUCCGCGGUACAGAACUCGAUCCUGUCGUCGAUUCGUCACGUGCCGCGCGUGCAGAUGCAGAUCGGCGGCACGUCGGGCAAGCAGAGCACACCCGGCGGAGGCUCCGGGCUCGCGUGGGAGGGCAAUGGAAGCAAGCGGAGCAACUUACUGGGCGGCGACAGCAGCAAUGCCGUGAUGAAGCUGGGGUCGCCUGGCGUAAGCGGGAAGAAGCUGACCGUGUUGGAGCCGUUGGACAAGGGCCGCAUUGUAGAUGACGAGGAUGAGAAUCUGGACGAUGAUGAUGAUCAGGAUAGCGGCCUGAGCAGCUCCGCGCCACGAACGGUGGCAACGUCGCCAACGGCAGCGGCGGCAGCGGCUGCGGCCGUGCAGCGGCGGCCGUCAAGCGGCGCAGGCACCGGCGGCGGCGGCUUGCUGAGCCGCAUGGGCUCCUUUCUGCGCUCUGGUGCUGAGCUGCUGUCGCCAACAAGGGAGCGCGCGGGGACCCCUAGCGAGGAGAGCCGCGCUGCGGCCGGAAUGGCAGACCAGGGCGGGGGCAACGCGUCGCCGCUGGGCUCGGGCCACCUGGGAGCGGCUGAGCUGCAGGAUCGACCAAUUCGCAGAACGGCGGCGUCAAGCCCCACUCCCGGCACCGGGAGCCUCCCGUCCAUCCUCAAGAACAAUCCCAGCAAAGGCCCCGGCACUGGCAGCGGCACGGCCGGCGCCGUGAGCGAAGCAGGUGGUGGCCUUACGAGCAACAUCAGCGUGGAUGUGCCGGUCAUGACGGAUUCGGCGCCGCAGGAGCAGCCCUCUCUUAUUGGCCGCCGAAGCUUCGGCGGCAGCGGUCCUGGAGGCAUGGACGGCAGCGUGCGCGGCGGCAUCACGUAUGCCACCGGUCGACGGUCCCUUCUGGGUUCCGUGUUGGAGGCGGAACGCGAGCGCGACAGCGCCGGUGCGCGCAGCCGCAGGCGCAGCUUCAUGUUUGGCAACGGCGUGCCGCAUGGCGGCGGUGGCAGCUCCUCCCAGCUGACGACCACCAACCUGGGCCGCAGCAUCCGCCAUAUGGUGCACAAGCUGGCGCGCGUGAGCUCGCGCGGCGGCGGCAGGGAUUUGGAAGAGGCCACGCCGCCGGAGGACAACGUGGACGUGCGCCACGUGAGCGACCUGAGCCGCAACGGCUGGCAUGAAGAGGAUCACGACCAGACGCGGUCGCAGAGUGGCGCUGGCAGUACUGGAGGCAAGGGCGGCAUCGGCAGGGAGGGCAACUCGGCCGGCUCCGGCGUGCCAUCGGCGUCCGGCAACCGGGGCAGCAACAGGGUUUGGCCGGAGUCUCAGUCGCCCGACCGCACGGAACCAAAUGUCAUAAAGAUUGCGUUGGACGCUGGCGCAGCGGACUGCGUGCAGCACGUGCUUGACGCGGUGCUGGCACAGAAAGUGACCCCUGGGUCGUACCAUGCCAUUACUGCCGCCAUUCCGGCAGUGGCGCAACAGUACCCUACCAUGUGCCAGGUCUUUUUGUCAGGUCUACCCCUGCGGCCUCUGGGUGAAAUGGAGGUGCCAUCCUCCAUUGCCGCGCGGGGCAUGAUUGUCACGUCUGCGCCAUCGUACACGUCGUACAAGGAGAUGUGGACUCACGAGCUUCAGCUUGGGGGGGGCAACAAGGGGCCUAUGGCGCUCAUGGAGGCGUGCAUGGUGCCGCUGCCCUUCGCGGCCGCCAGCGGCAAGACGUCGGUGCUGCACACACUAGUGGAGAGCAGCGUACCUGUGCAGACCUACGGCAGCGAUACCGUUAAGGCGAUUGUGGAUUACAAAUGGCGCAACUUUGCGCAGCGGAGGAUUUACAUUAAGGCCCUCGUGUACCUUCUGUACACGGUGAUUUUCACCGUCUUCGCAGUGCUGUUUGCGGACCACGACACUUCGGCCAGCCUGAAAGGAUUGUUCAGUGCGAAACGCGGCGUUGCGAUGGUGGCCUUUGCCGCCAUACUCUUCCUGUAUGGUAAUUACUUUCUCGUCCUGGAGUGCGUGCAGCUCGCAAGCCUCGGCGCCGCAGCGUAUUUCGACUCGUUUUGGAACAUCGUUGACAUUGCCGCCUACGUGACAACGCUGGUGGUCUGUCCCUGCACGGUGUUCCGAAAGGGCAUUGGCAAGGGAGAUUUCGUCGCAGUGUUGGUCGCCGCAGAGGUCAUCAUGCUGUGGGUCAAGGUCUUGUUCUUCGGCUUGGCAAUUGACGGCGUGGGCACCUUCAUUUUCAUGACAGCCGAGAUCAUUAAGGGCCUCAAGUACUUCAUCGGCUUGCUUGCCACGCUGUUCAUUAGCUUCGCCGUUGCCUUCAUGGUGCUGUUCAGGGACGCGCCGACAAGCGAUGGAGGUGAAGACGGCCUUGGAAGCCUGUAUGGCGACUUUGGUAACUCGCUGCUCAACGUGUACCUGGUGAUGUUUACAAUUGGCGACCCACAUAAGGCUGCUGAGACUGAGUACGGUCACUUCGCCAUCCUGCUCUUCUGCGUGUACAUGUUCGCUCUGUUGGUGGUGAUGCUCAACAUGAUUAUUACCCUCAUGGCGGACAUUUACCAGAAGGUCAAGGGGAUCCAGCAUUUCGUCUUCCUCAAAGGCCGUGCGGAGCUGAUCAUCGACGUGGAGAGCACGACCGGUGGCAGCCUUAUGAACGCGGACCAUCCCUACCUGCACCUGCUCAUGCCGCUAAGGAAGGAUGCUGGUGCAGGGGACUACAACGAUGAUGACGCGGACAAGCUGGUCACUGCGUCUGUUCCGCGAGGGGCAUCGGGGAAUGCUGGAAUGGGCCCACUCGGGGCGGUCGUCUCCCGCGCCGUCAGCCUGACAGGCGGCAUCGGCCGAGGCAUUGGCGGAGGCGGAGCCGUCGACGGUGCUUCGGGCAGCAACAGCGACGAUGAUGACGGUCGCAGCGUGGUGGGUCGUGCACUCAGCCGCAUGCCCUCAUUCAAGUCCAUGCGGAGCUUCGCCGCCACCACGACGGCAGCUGCGGUCACCGGCGGCGGUCACGGUCAGCGGCGGAUUGCGGAGCCUUUGACCGGUAUUGGCAGCACGACCAUGCGGCGUGUCGGCAACGCAGCGGCUGCCGCCAUCGCUGCCGCCGAAGCAGAGCGGUUGGAGCGGUUGGAACGCGCCGUGAACCGCCUAACAGCCAACCUCGACACGGUCAUGAACCACAUGCGGAUUCGACGCCAGUCGAACUCGGGGGGCCCAGGGUUAUUGGCAACAGAGACUCUAUCGACUGGCGCCACGGCUUCUAACCGUCGCGGCGUCAAUCAACGCAGCACGAUGAACGGUGUUGGCAACUCGAGCAUGCCCGCACGUGGUGUGGGGAGAGCGGAUAAUUCCUUCGGAGGUCCACUACCAGGCGGGGUUCCUAGCCGCGGGCCCAGCCGGCCGACAAGUGCGCUGGGCCCUUCGCCAUCGCUACCGCCGCCGGUGGUUGUGGCACACCUUGGCAUGCCCGGGGCGGUGCCGUCUGUUCCCGUCGCGAUCCCCACCUUUCCAUCUGGCCACAUGGCCAGCACCGGCGGCAGCAGUGGUGCGGGUGCCGGCGCCGGCAGCCAUGGCCACUUGCACGCAACGUUUGCGGACCAGUACGGCUCCUUCUUAACCACUGACGCUGACGGCUCCGUCCGGGGUGUGCGGGCUCCCGAGGGGCAGGAGCGGGCCUCGUCCAGUUCGAGGAACAACACAAGCACUGGCGCUGGCGGCGCAGGCACUCCUGUCGCUGCGGGUUCUCCGGUCUUGGGCAGUGUCAGAUCGGGGACGCCUGACAAAGCGGUGGUCACCAUUGCUGGUGGUGCCGGCGGCGGAGCGCCACCCGGCGGCGGCGGCGGUGGCAGUGGCGGCGGCGGUGUGAACCACACCAAGCCGAGCGCCGUGCCGCAGCCCGGCGAGACCUCUGAUGUCCAGACAGGAGUGGCGUCGCCGGUGGUCAGGAAGACGACAGCAGCGCGGCUUUCCGAGGGAUCGCCCUCACCAUCGUCACCGAGCGGCGGCACCGCAGCGCCUGUCAGCUCACAGCCCAACAAGGCCGGCAGCGUGCGCGGCGUGGCCGCUGUUGACCGGUCGGCUAGGAGCAGCAACAGCGCGUCCAGCAGUAAUGGCGCCGGUGGCGGCGUCGCUACGGCGGCCCGAUUGGUGCUGGAUCCGGAGGAGCCGGCGGCGUGGGGAGGAUCGGGCCCGGGGCGACCACCUGCCGAUAGUGCUAACGUCAGCGCGGAGCCCCGGAGGAUCCGUACACCUGGCGAAGUCGAUCCCAGCGGCUAG